Chroicocephalus ridibundus (black-headed gull) is the source of this 4878-nucleotide messenger RNA. It is a transcript of the gene FAM174C, whose product is annotated as family with sequence similarity 174 member C. The transcript is spliced from 3 exons. The record is from RefSeq and is a predicted model, not a curated record. Gene Ontology annotation, cellular component: extracellular region. Lineage: Eukaryota; Metazoa; Chordata; Aves; Charadriiformes; Laridae. The coding region runs from base 160 to 768 and encodes 202 amino acids.
GGUGGCCCUGAGGGAAAAAGGGUAGCCCUGAGGAGGUUAUGGCAGCUGCGAGGGGGGUAAUGACGACCCUGAGGAGAAAAUGGCAGCCCUGAGGGAGAGAGUCUUGCUGUGAGGGGGGGACGACGGCCCUGAGCGGCAAAUGGUGGCCUUGAGGGAGAAAUGGCGACGCCGAGGCGGUUGUGGCAGCUGUUGUUGAGGGCGAAUGGCGGCUCUGAGGGAGAACGGGCGUUGCGAGGGGGAACGGCGGGCUCUGCGCGUCCUGGGCCGGCCCGGAACGGCGCUGCCCCGGAACGCGCCGUGCGGCUCCGGCGGGCCCGGUCGGGGCCUGCGCUGCGCCGCACCGUCCCGCCACCGCCUCGCCGAGGCUCUGCUCCGCCCGGCCCGGCCAUGGUGCGGCCGGAGCCCCUCUGCCUCCUCCUUCUCCUCCUGCACGCCGGCCGGGCCGCCUCCCCGGCUCCUUCGGCCACCCCGAUCCCGCUCAACGGCACGGAGGCGGCGCGGGCGGCGGGGAACGGGACGCGGCCGGGCCCGACGCCGGGGUCGGUGCUGCCGGCGGGGUCGGGGCUGCCGGUGCUGAAGCGGGCGGUGUAUGUGCUGAGCGCUCUCUCCGCCCUUGCCGCGCUCUAUUUCCUCCUGAGGGCGUUCCGGUUGAAGAAGCCUCAGCGGAAGAAGUACGGCCUUCUGUCAAAUUACGACGAGAACAUAGAGAUGGCCUCGUUCGACAGCGACGAGGACACGGUGUUCGAAACGAAAAAUCUGAGGCGAUGAUUUGGGACCAGUGCCACGAACUGCGCAGACUGACCAAGGGGGCGCAAGUCCAGUGGAAUCACCUUACCAGUGCUCAAGUUUUAUUUUUUUAUAAUUGCUUAUAAUGACUGUUAAUUAACAGUACAAACCCUUCCAUAGCUGGGGCAGGGGAAAGGGGACCAAACCUGUUUUCUUCACACGCGUUUUUGGGGAAAGGUGGAGCUGCGAGCUAAAUGAUUGGGUGCUGUUAACGACCCGGGGGGGGUGCUGAGGAAAACGUAACUCCCAGAUGAACGCUCAGCUUUUGAAAUCUUACCGCUCUGGCCUCAGGUGCUGCGGCUGUGUCUGCUGGCCUGUCAGCAUUUUAUAGGUGUUCAUAUCCCUCUCCCUGCUCACCGUGGCAGUCAGCUGAAAUGUCAGACGAGAGGAUUCCGUUUGCGGGCUGAUCCUCUUUCCUUCGUGCACUAUCAGGUUAAUUCUUUGGGAAGCGUCUCUGUAAUCAACGCUGAUCUGGUGGGAGCUGGGAGAGCUCUUGUCUCUUAUGCCAGUGGCGAGUUUUAUAGUGUGUUGGUUCAGAGAGAGAAUAGCUUUGGGAAUGAGUUAAAUGCAUCAGUUUUCUUGUAGUUGCGGGGUUAGUGGUGUAGUCACAAUACAGGUCAUUAUAGGGGUUUACAGGAAAGACACAUUUACAAAUGAAAGGUGCCUCUUAGCCCAAAGGAGCAUUUCUCCAGAAGAGCAAUCGGUUGUGUAGUCUGUGGGGCUGCCAGUGUUCACGCUGCUCUGCCCAGCUCCUGUGGCGUGUUCGCCAGAGAAAUGUGUUGCUGCUUCUGAGCUUCUGCAUUUGGAGCUGCUGGUUCUGUCUGAGAUCAGCCGAGGAAGAGCCAGAGCGCUGCCGUUUGGGUCGGGGAACCUCAGCUGCUGGUGUGAUGAUGGCCGAUUUCCGAGCACCUGAAGACUGGAAGAGGAGGACCCGAAGCCCUGUGAACUGCGAUUCUUAAACAUUCUUAGACAUCCCUGGCUCCAAAAUAAUCUCUUUGUGAAGGGUACUGGAGUUUCACUCCAUUUGCUGGUACUCGGGCUGUGCCCCACUGUCAGCCCAGCAAACUGGGGUGUUUCUGGGCAGCCCAUUGUGUUGGUAUUUGGGUUCUUUUUGUGUGGGACCAAAUGCGAAUGUGUUAGAAGAUCAUUGUUAGGUGGAUCUGCUGCUAAAAUGGUGAAAACUGCUUGCAAAGUGCUCCUGUUUAUGGCACCUUUUAGCCUUGAAGGGAAGACCCUUCCUUGAAAACUAUGGGCAGAGCAGAGCUGCGUCCUUCAGCCCCACUUCCCCCCAAAACUGGUAGUGCCUUUGUUAGGAGAACCCAAGGGAGUUCCCCUGCGGGCCAGGGCGUUCCCUGCUUGACCUUACCUUGAAGAUGAAGAUUGAGAAUGUCUUUGGAGUAACGGCUCCUUUCUCCUGGUUAGCAAAUCCCCCGUAGAUAAGGGGACAAAACUGACACUUCACGAAAAGAGCAGGGCAGAAGGGAUAGCCUUAUCAAACAGCAGGGAUGGAGGGUUUUGCUGCAAGUCACUGGGGAGCUGGGGGGGGGUCUCGCUGCUGCCCUGAGAUCCCUCCCUUCAGGGAGAGGUGUCAUCCUGGUGCUCACCCAUGCCAGGGGGUGAGGUUUCCUGGAGAAACGUCACCCCAGGCGCUGGCAGCUCUGUCUUGCACACGUGCAAAAGAUUUUUUAAAGAUAUAAUAUAUAUAUAUAUAUAUAUAUUUUUAGUAACGCUGUCAUGUGAACGCAGCACUUUGGAUGUGCCCUAAUUUCAUAUCAUUUGUAUCCUUUCAUGCUUCUUUUAGGUACUUUCUGCUUGUUUAGCUGAUGCAGAGAUGAAAGCCUUCGCUGCGUUCCUCUGUGAGAACAGCGGUAAUGGCUAAAUCUGGCCGUUGCUGCCCCUCGGGUGAUCAGAGCGGUGGGUUGUUUGAUUCCUGGCAGUGUUAUCUUCCUUGAUCCUGCACCGUCUGGCAGGUGUGUGCAGACACUGAUCACAGAAUCACAGAAUGGUAGGGUUGGAAGGGACCUCUGGAGAUCAGCUAGAUGAUGAUCGUGGAGAUCUGCCUAUUAUCUGAUAACUUUCUCUGGCACUUCAACCCCCUCUGCAAAGUCGUUCCUUGCUUUGUGCCGAAGCCGGGCGAGCCUGGCUGUAGUUCAGUCCACCGACCUGCCCCGGCACGACACGUUCGUCAGCCUUUCUUUAUCUGAGGUGAUUAACUCCAUCGUUCUUCAGGCUCUGCUCUUCCUUGGACUGAUGGGUUUUGCAAUUUUGAAGUUUCCUUCACCUUGCAGGAGUGGAUGAUUUUUUUUUUCGUUUUUUUUUUUUUUUUAAUGUUAAGAGUUGAAUGAUUUGGAUCAAAGAGAAGGGGACCUCAAGCCGGAGGUCCUGCCACGAAAAUAGUUUUGAUAGAGUUUGAUUUUUGCUGGAACAGGUAUUUGGAAUUUGAGCAGGGAAAGAUGUGGAGGGAUGCAGGCAGAACGCGUAACGAGGUCCCCAUUCUGGUGCUGUGUAGGCAAAUGAUAACGAAGUUGAAGGCCCGGAGGGUGUGCCAGCCCGCUCUCUACGCGCCACGUACAUGUUUCCAGAGCCCUUCUGCUGGCUGUCUUUAAAGGGGGGUGGGUUUCAUCACGCGGAGAAUAAAAACAUGAUUGCGGGGCUGUAGCGUAGCGUUGUUGUCGCUUUUAUUCUGAUCCUGUUUUGGCUGGAGAGAGGUUUGAGCUGUAAUCAGUGACCCUGGGUGGCUCGUUCCAUUUUCCCCUGGAGCGUCUUGUAUCUUGGAAGCAGCCGGUGGUCUGGGUUUGCGCUUCACGGGCCAAGACUUUACAUUCCGUCUCCGUUCUCAAUCAUGGUUAAAGGCGUCUUCUGAGAGGAGAAAACAAAGGUGCUGAUUACAGACUCCUUCAAGGACAAAUCUGUUGCUCAGCACAGCUGUUACUGAGCGCCGUUUCUCCUGGAAGAAUAAAUUGAAGCUAUCGCAGGGGCUUCUGCUCGCAGCGGAGGGACGGUGAGCCCAUGGGCAGUCAGCGCCAGGCUUUCGAGUGAGGGGGAGAUCUUGCUAAUAAUAGUGGCUUUUAAAGCCUUGCAUUUUGUUUCCAUAAUAAGAGAGAAGUUCAGUAGUUACCCGAGUCAUAGUUUUAGUUACUUUAUGUGUAUUUGAUACCCAUGUUGAUAACCUCUCUGCAACGGUUAGAACUCCUAGCAGUUUUUCAGGAUAGAUUUAAAUACGCAGAUGCAAACAGAUGCCUGUGUGCUCUGAGCCAGCUCCGGCUGCAUCGGUGCCGGGCUGUGUACGAGUACGUGCCGCUGCUCGGAGGAACGUGUGUCUGUCCCUGGGCAGGCUGGUGCCUCACCGGCUGCUGCUGCACUUUUCUUUCUCCCAGAGGGAAUCGGGGUGUUGGUGGGAGCCUCUGUGGCCACCAGCUGCCCUCCACUGUUGGCCUCUGCGGGGCUCCUGACGCCCCUCGCCAAAAAGCUGUCGGAGCCGGUGAGGACUGAGAGCGGAGCGUGCGGUUCCCUGCGAUGCUGCGCAGUCACAGGCCCGUGUGUGUGUGUGUCACGAGCGGCUGCUCCUCCAGAGUUCGCUUGAAACAAUCACUGUUGUUUAAGCCAAAGCCUAAUUUCAAAAGUUUACGUAAUUGCCUCUCUGAUCUUCUUGGAGGGCUGCAUCGAAUCCUCCGCUGUUGAUAUUGAACUGCUAGGCAAAUCGACGGGACCGUUCCGCUGAGGUCGACUGAGAUCGACUGAGAGCGAUGUGAGCAGCAGCUCUCUAUUGUUAAUAACGUGCUUCUGCUUUGUUUCGUUUGUACACGGGGCCGGAAUGGGAUCUGCGGCGUUAAAGUGCUGGGAGAGGGACCUGUGGUCUGAGCAGAUUGCCAAGAAGUCAAUAAACCGGCACUCGAGUGCAUUGUGUUGUCUGUGCUCUCAGAAAUGGAGGAGCUCCUCUUUCACCCUCCUGCUUGAAUUGUUGAUUUAUCUUUAAACGGCAACCAGUCCUGUAUUGAUUGAUUGUUUUACUUUCACUUACAGCGUGUCCCCCCCCCCCCCGCCUCCGUUGUAUCUCCAGACAAAUGAAAUAAAGCAUUCCAUUUCACCCCG